GGCAGGGCUAUAGACUAGAAGCAUAGUGGUAGCAGAGUUCGGAGAGAUACGUGAAUAGGAGCGAAGAGAAAGAGAGAGAGUAGUGUAGAGAGAAUGGGAAAGGGAGUAACUGGGAGCAUUCAGCAUCUGACAAAUCAAAGGCACGGUGUCUCAUAUUCCUGCGUAUAGCAGAGGAGGAUGGAGCGUUGCCGGUUGAGCGGAUAAGAUGAUCUGUUUGUGGAUACCAUUGUGUUUUUCUUCGCACCAAUAGGAACAUGUGUUUUCUGGAGGUUUGAGGAAAGCGAUGGUUGCAUCACCUUCAACUGCGCUGUCAAUCUCAUUUCAAAGAGCCACAUCAUAAGAAACUCCGUGGGGAACUGGCCUUUUGGAGGAUAUGCAGAAAUAGGAUCGGCUUGGUUGUUAAAUUAUUUUUAGCAAACCGAGCAUUAAAACCAGUGGUUAUCAGUUUUAUGUAUACCAGUAUGAUGAACUCUUUUUUUGAUACUUCGCCUGCUGCUAUGAUCGAUACAGUUCCUGUCAGCCGUAUGUCCACUUCUGGGUCGGGCGCGGUAACCAGUGCUCUGCGAAAUGAUUUGGGGUCCAAUAUCCAUGUACUGAAGACUCUGAACCUGCGGUUUCGCUGUUUUCUUGCUAAGGUUCAUGAACUAGAGCGGAGAAACAAAUUAUUAGAGAACCAACUGCAGCAAGCCUUGGAGCAACAACGAUACCAAGUAUACACACGUGAAGUAGCUGUCCAAACCGACUCUACUGAAUCCCGACUACCUGGUACCAUUUGGAGUUUCACGCACGUGAGGAGACACGGCGAGCGCUAUGAGACUCUCCAGGGGCCCGGUGUGUCCUGGAAUCACCCGGACGGCGUUGGGGUCCAAAUCGAUACCAUCACACCAGAAAUAAGAGCUCUGUAUAAUGUUUUGGCUAAAGUCAAGCGAGAGAGAGACGAAUACAGGAGAAGAUGGGAAGAGGAGCUGAACAGACGAGAGCAUAUGGAGUCCAUGGUGGAAUCCAUGCAGGAGAGUGCUCAGGAGUCAGAGGAGAUCCAGGAUGAACUGAAGGAGAAGGUGGACAGGCUGAAGGCUGAGUUGGUGGUCUUUAAGAGUCUCAUGAGCGAUCAAAUGUCUGACCUGGACUCUAAGAUCCAAGAGAAAGCCAUGCGGGUGGACAUGGACAUCUGCCGGCGCAUCGACAUCACCGCCAAACUGUGUGACGUGGCUCAGCAGCGCAACUCAGAGGACAUGUCCAAGAUGUUCAAUGUCAGCCCGGCCAGGUCACUCCCAGAGAGGGGCGCCACGGCGUGCUGCAGGAAGGAGCGCAGGCCUGUGUCUGAUGAGGACAGCUCUGAGAUGGAUGCAGACCCCAGCACCAGUACCUCAGAGGAGGAGGAGGUCCCUCUUAACAUCACUGAUGAAAUGAAACGAAUGCUCAACCAACUACAUUGUUCAGAUGAUAAUUGUGUUGCCAGGAGGGAGACGUUUGACAUUGAUGACGACUGUGACAGCCUGACGUGGGAAGAGAAUGACGAGACCCUGUUGCUAUGGGAGGACUUCACCAACUAUAACAUACAACCCAGUGCCAUCAACGCAUCAAACUGCACAGCCACCAGCGCAGCCAACAGCAACAUAGAGGAGCCUGUCUCUCAGGAUGGAAGCCUGGGCAGCCUCAUAGAUGAGACAGAAUCACUAUUCAAGACCAGAGAGCAGGAGUACCAGGAGACCAUUGGCGCGAUUGAGAUGGAGCUAGCCACAGCGAAGAGUGACAUGAACAGACACCUGCAUGAGUACAUGGAGAUGUGUAGCAUGAAGCGUGGUCUGGAUGUGCAGAUGGAGACGUGCAGGAGGAUGAUCAAAGGGGGCAGGAACUCUCCCUCUGUCAGCUCGGUGGCCAGCAGCGACUCAGGGAAUACUGACGAGAUCCAGGAAGAACUAUUGGACAAGGACGGAGAGGCUGAGGUGCCAAUCAGCUGAUGUCUGUCCUGCCUGGCACCGCCCCUCACUCCUCCACUCACUGACGUAUAGCUGCUCACAGAGCUCCACCCUGCUUGGGGGUUGGCUUGUUUGGCACUGUUGCCUGGGGGUCCUGAUGGUCCUAAGGGUCUGUCCCACUCUCCCAACUGGUGCUUAUUGUCUCUUUCUCAUAGGGAUGGGGGGGACGGUGUUCCUUUGCUUCACAAGUAUUAUAAGGCAGAGGUGGCACAUACAAUACAGUGUCAGCUGUGCUCUCUUCCUCAGUGCUGCCUUGCUGGUUUCUUCAACCUAAUCAGAGCUCCACAAGAACAUCCAGCAAAACAGUCAACCUUAUCAAACCAGUCGUACUGGCUCACUAUUAGCAUAUUCGAAACAGUUGCACCGUCACCAUCGUCAAUCUGUUGGACUGAGGUGGACAGUCCAUUUGGUCAACAGGGAACAACAUACACAACAGUAUUCACCAGUGAGAAUAUAUGCCUGAGUUCUUUUAAUAAUCACAAAUCAAGAGCAAUCACACAAUUUUCUACGUGCAUGUGCCCCAUGGAUGCAGAUGGAUCAUUCACAUACAGUACAUGCACAUGUACAAUUGGGUAUUGAAAUGUUCUCACCAGAGUCAAUACAAACAAAACAGCCUGACUGGACUCUCCAUGGUUACCAGUGUUUACUGGGGAACGGAGCACAACCCUUUGCUGCAUAAUGCAUUGUUCAAGCUCUAUGCAAUUUAGCUAGCCUUAUUUCAGGAUGACCUUCCCUACCCUUCUUUUCCCUUAUGAUUAGCCUUUUUAAGCUGGGCAGGUGUUUUCUAGUUGUCAUUCAGAGUGCUCAUGUGUGUUCUCCGAAGUAAAAGGUGCAGAAUUGUCUCAAAAAAGGGAAAUGUUGGAACAGUGACCCCUCGUUGUCUUUGUCAAAGUCAUACCCCUUCCCUCCCUACCCACGUUAAUUUAAUGUCUGUAAACAUGGAAAAGAUGAUCGAAAAUAAUAUGGAACAAGGCGCCAGCAAAUAUGCUGUUUUUGAUUUGUAUUGCCUUUUGCUGAUCACUAUCAUGCUAAGCUUCAGCCAAAUUUUGUAAUUUCCCCUAAAAUGUAUAUGUUAUGAUUGUUAGAACUAAGUUCUUGAUUGUCCCUUGGGCUACUCUUUGGUAAGUCCAAAGGGCUGUUGAGAGUUAUUGGUCAUCUGUUUGUCCUCUCAGAGAGAGGUUAUGGAAGAUAUAUUACACAAAACAAUCACGGAAACUGGCAACACCAUGUACAUUGGUUGCUAAUACAAUUCCUAACUUAUACACUGUACAAUGCCAUAUUUAGGUUAUAUUUUUGCCAAUCUGGGCGACUAACCUCAAAUGGCAUCUCACAAAAACUCCCCUCCCUUCUGUCCAGCCUAUCAUAUUCCGUUGUCCCAUUGUCAUGUUCCCUGGAUUGGGCUUAGAAUAGUUUGUACAUACAUAAGAGACACAGGAGGUUGGUGGCACCUUAAUUGGGGAGAACUGGCUCAUUGUAAUGACUGGAGCGGAAUAGGUGGAAUGGGAAAAUUCAUCAAACACAUGAUUUCCAGGUGUUUGAUGCCAUUCAAUGAGCCAUUCUCCCCUCAGCAGCCUCCUGUGAUAAGAGGGCUGUUGGCAUGUGAUCGUAUACCCUAGAUGCCUUUCUGUUCAUAAUGCGCUAUACGUAAUUAAUUUUGUUGUAUUACAUUCAGUCUAAUGAUUUUCAUUGAACUAAUCAAUUAACAAAAUUGAUGAACGCACAAGGAUUGGGAGGUUUUCUGCAAGUUAUUUUUCAAUUGGUUUAUGAAAUGUUGUUAGUUUGCAGAAUCAAGGACAAAAGUGCUAUUUGUACGAUGAGGGUUUUAACAAUUACAUUUGUCAUUGCAUUGUCUCUGUGGGGAAGAGGGGCUAUUGCAUUUGGUUGUUUCUCUGAAUUGUUUUACAUUUGAACUAGAGGCACAUCAUAGUUGCAGUACAAUAGUGUUGCAAUUCUCGAAAUCAAUUUCUGUAGCUUUAAAUGGGCCUAUAGUCCAUGAAAUUGCAUUAUACAGAUUGAAUUGUGAGUGUUGAGGCAGAAAUGAAAUAUUCUCUGUAUCAUAUUCUGUUAACAUAUGUAUCAUAUUCCGUUAACAUCAUGGAUGGUCAAAAUGGUCAGGACACUUAACUAUUUCAUCUGACACAAAAAGGCUGGCCCAAUCAGUCUAGUGUAUAUUAUUUCCUAAGCCAUAGUAAAAUAUUCAGACACAUAACAUUCAGGGUGAGGCCUUAUUCCCAGCUAACCAUCAAAAUACAUUGUAUAAGAAUUAAAACCAGCAUGACUUAAGCCAUGUUUUUGCUCGUUCUUUGUUGCACCUUACAGUGUAGGCUGGUAACCAUUAGGCCUAUGCCCUUAUUUCUCAUGAUGUCUCAGGAUGUCAUUUCUACAAAGAGAACAAAUCAGAUAACAUACGCCACAUACACACAAGUAUGUGGACACCCCUUCCAAUAAGUAGAUUCAGCUAUUUCAUGCACACCUGUUGCUGACAGGUGUAUACAAUGUAGCACACAGCCAUUCAAUCUCCAUAGACAAAGAUUGGCAGUAGAAUGGCCUUACUGAAGAGCUCAGUGAAUUUCAACAUGGCACCGUCAUAGGGUGGCACCUUUCCAACAAGUCACUUCGUCAAAUUUCUUCCCUGCUAGUGCUGCACCGGUCAACUUUAAGGGCUGUUAUUGUGAAGUGGAAAUGUCUAGGAGCAACAACGGCUCAGUCGCAAAGCGGUAGGCCACACAAGCUCACAGAUCGGGACUGCGUGUAAAAAUUGUCCAUCCUUGGUUGCAACACUUACUACCAAGUUCCAAACUGCCUCUGGAAGCAAUGUCAGCACAAUAACUGUUUGUCGGGAGCUUCAUGAAAUGGGUUUCGAUAGCCGAGCAGCCGCAUGGAAGCCUAAGAUCACCAUGCGCAAUGCCAAGCGUCGGGGAGAGUGGUUUAAGCUUGCCGCCAUUGGACUCUGGAGCAGUGGAAACGUGUUCUCUGGAGUGAUGAAUCACGCUUCACUGUCUGGCAGUCCGACCAACAAAUCUGAGUUUUGCGGAUGCCAGGAGAGUGCUACCUACCCCAAUGCAUAGUGCCAACUGUAAAGUUUGGUGGAGGAGGAAUAAUGGUCUGGUGUUGUUUUUAAUGGUUCGGGAUAGGCCCCUUAGUUCCAGUGAAGAGAAAUCUUAACACUAUAGCAUAGUGUUCUAGAUGAUUCUGUGCUUACAACUUUGUGGCAACAAUUUGAGGAAGGCCCUUUCCUGUUUCAGCAUGACAAUACCCCCGUGCACAAAGCGAGGACCUUACAGAAAUUGUUUGUCGAGAUUGGUGGAGAAGAACUUGACCGGCAUGCACAGAGCCCUGACCUCAAUCCCAUCGAACAACUUUGGGAUGCACUGGAAGGUUGACUGCGAGCCAGGCCUGAUUGCCCAACAUCAGUGUCCGGCCACACUAAUGCCCUUCUGGCUGAAUGGAAGCUAGUGGAAAGCCUUCCCAGAAGUGGAGGCUGUUAUAGCAGCAAAGGGGGGACCAACUCCAUAUUAAUGCCCAUGAUUUUUGGAAUGAGAUGUUCAACGAGCAGGUGUCCACAUACUUUUAGUCAUGUAGGGUAUUUCCCAUUGAACAGAUUGUAGACGUGUUGAUUAUGGCAGCCACCCGCACCUCUCUGAUUCAGACGGGUUGCGUUAAAUGCGGAAGGCAGAUUUCAGUUGUACAACUGACUAGGUAACUCCCUUUCUUUUGAUAAAUGUGUGGUCAAUAUCCAGGGGCAGUCUUCUGAGUACAGUCCAACCUAACUAUCAGAACUGGUGCAAAAAAAUCUAGCGCCGUGAGCUAGAACACAUCUGAUGUGUACCUGACACAUUGUUCUCUGUCCAGCAAGCAAACACAAAUUGUACAUGUUUAAUUGAACUAGUAUGUAGCCUACCCUUACAGGACUAUGAUCAUCUAGAAAGUCUGGCUCAUUGAGCCUAUAUGGGAACCUGCAGUGGUUGGGUUUAAAUGUUUCAUGGGUGUUUUAUAUGAGUGGGUUUUAUUAAUGUAGUGCAAGGGUCUAAAGUGUUACAUUAGCCAUUGCUGAUAUGUAUUUUAUAUUGCUUUGUCACCAUAACAUACAGAGCUUGCCUGUAGUGGGUGGUUAUAGAGUAUUGUAGAGAUAGCAGUAGGUCAGAAUCCCCAGUCAAAGUAGCCAUUGAGGAAAGUACUGUCUUUACUAUGACCAUUUGAUGACCAGUGUAUUUUUUUUAGACACAUCACAUUAUGAUGAUGCUAUUUCAAGCCUGCUGUUUCCAACUCACAUUUCUGUCCCUGCAUCUUAUUUCAAUGCAUACCUCUGCAUUGUAAAGUACAAUGUUAUUUUUAUGUCAUCUAUCAGUAAAACUUUGCAUUCAUGGGGAUUUGGGAUAUACUGUUGUUAAAAAAAAGAAAAGAAUGUACACUUAUUGGUGUUGGGGGGGGAAAUGAAAUAAAAUGGUGGAUUGCC
Molecule: messenger RNA, 6435 nt
Organism: Oncorhynchus masou masou (cherry salmon)
Lineage: Eukaryota; Metazoa; Chordata; Actinopteri; Salmoniformes; Salmonidae
Gene: iffo2b
Product: intermediate filament family orphan 2b
Exons: 8
Coding region: 450-1961 (503 amino acids)
Source: RefSeq, a predicted model, not a curated record